Molecule: messenger RNA, 3970 nt
Organism: Nelumbo nucifera (sacred lotus)
Lineage: Eukaryota; Viridiplantae; Streptophyta; Magnoliopsida; Proteales; Nelumbonaceae
Source: RefSeq, a predicted model, not a curated record
AUGUUGAAGUCACUAUGGCAGGAGUUGGAUUUUAUGGAAACAUUUGCAUGGGAAAGCACGAAAGAUGCUGAAAUUUUCAGAAAAUUUGUGGAAAGAAACUGGGUGUUUGAGUUCCUUACAAGACUCAAUCCUAAAUUUGAUAUUACAAGGCAAAAUAUCUUGGCUAAGGAUGAUGUGUCACUUGCACAGGCAUACUCUAUGGUGAGCAGUGAAAAGUGCAGGCGACAGGUACAGCUACAGACCCCACCUCCUCUAGAAUAUUUUGCACAUGCUAGAAUAAAAUCAAAGGGGCUGAAUGAGAAAAAGGAAGUGAUAUGUGAAUACUACAAGAAGCCAAAAUAUACUAAGGAUUCUGGUUGGAAGCUUCAUCAAGAUCUUCUUCCUGAGAAGUUCCGGAACAACAACAACUCUAAGAAGGGUGGUAAGUUUAGAAAACCCAAGAAUGCAAAUGUUGCCAUAGUGUCUAAAUGUGAAGAAAAAUCUGUUGUGGAAUGGUUGGCAGCAGUGAAGGCAGAAUUUGAGAGAUAUGGGAAAUUUAUAAAUCGGUUGGAGUCUACUGUUGUAUCUUCCUCCUCAGGCACCCCCUCUACAUCCUCUUUUGCCUAUUCAGGUAUUCGUGCUUCUGCAAAUCAUGAUACAAUCCCAAGUAGAGAGAAGAUUUCUCUUGCCGAUGGGUCUCUUGCUCCCAUAUCUGACAAGGGGAAUAUUAAAGCCUCUAAUUCACUUGUUUUAUCCUCUGUCCUUCAUAUUCCCAAACUUAGCACUGGCGUUCUAUCUUUUGAUGUAAAGAAUGUCUUUUUAAAUGGGGACCUAAAUAAAGAAUUUUAUAUGUCUUUACCUCCAGAGGUGUAUGGGAAGGAGAUGCAAGGAAAGGAAAUGAUACGCAGUAAGCUGUUCAUCUCAAGAGUUUUCUUAACACUAAGUUUGAAAUUAAAUACUUGGGAGAACUCAGAUAUUUAUUGGGAAUUGAAGUUGCCAGAUCUAAGGAUAGUAUCUUCAUUUCUCAACGGAAAUUGUUUUCUAAAUUUCUUCGUAGUUCUUUCUUUUAUGGCGCUUGGAUUUUGCACCCGUUAUGCUCUAAGUAGAUCUUCGAAGCUCUUCCGGUUUCCACAGUGGCGAUUUGCUUCAGUGCGCCUACUGUCAACUUCAAAGCUCUUCAGUAGUGCUCGAGACAUAGAGAAAAGCAUCUACACAAUUCUCACAAUUCAUCGUUGGGAAUCCCUGAAUCACAUGGACUAUAAAUUGGCUUCGCUUAGAACUGUUCAUGGAAAGCUGGCCUUAAAGUUCCUUAAUUGGGUUAUCCGGCAACCGGGUUUGGAAUUCGAUCACCUCACCCACAUAUUCUGCAUCACAACUCACGUACUUGUCAAAGCCAGAAUGUAUGGACCAGCAAAGCUGAUUUUGCGACAUCUUUCUGAAAUGGACUGCAUUAUAAAUGGCUAUGGAAGUAUAGGUGAUGGAUUAAGAGCAUUUUCAUUGUUUGAUGACAUGAUUAAGUUGGGUCAUCAUCCAAGUCCUUUCACRUAUGGAAGCUUAUUAAAAGGACUCUUCAUUGGUGGUAACUUAGAAGAGGCAAGGAAAUUUUUGCAUAAACUCCAGUAUGUUCCUUGUGCUGUGAAUAGUUUUGUCUAUAACACAUUACUGUCUGAAGCAUGUAAAGCUGGAAGGUUGGAGGAGGCAGUGUUUCUAUAUGAUGAUAUGGUUAGAAAAGAUAUAGUUCCAGAUGUUUAUACAUUUACUAUUCUUCUCAAUGGUCUUUGUAGGAAGAACAAGACGCUAACUGCAAUUAUUUUAUUUGGGAAAAUGAAGGAAAGGGAAACUUUACUACCAAACCGGGUCAUGUACACUUGUAUGAUUCAUGGUCUUUUCAAGGAAGGCCUACCAAAAGUUGCUUCCUAUAUGUAUGAAGAGAUGUUGGGGAAAGGUUUAUACCCAGAUACAGUUAUGCUAAAUGUGAUGMUAGAUGGAUACUCAAGAAUGGGGCAGGUGUAUAAAGUGGAGAGUUUUAUUUCUGCAGUAAAUAACCRAAGUCUGUGUUGUAAUUUGAUUUCAUAUAACAUUCUCUUACAUGCAUAUUCCAAGAGGCAGCUCUUGUUCAGAUGCUUUAAAGUGUACAACACCAUGAUUAGAAGAGGAUUUUUGCCAGAUAAUGUAACAUACCAUUCCUUAGUUCUUGUACUUUGCAAGUCUGGCAUACAGGAUGUUGGGGUUAAAUUUUUAGAAAAGAUGGUAAUGGAAGGUAUAAUUCCAGACUGCUUUACAUUUAACAUGCUUAUUUCCAAAUACAGUGAAAAUGGUGAAAUGGGGAAAAUUUUUUAUCUGGUUAACUGUAUGAGAAGGUUAGGUGUGUCAAUGGAUAGGGAUACCUACAUCACAAUUAUUAAUGGACUCAAUAGAAAAUAUUAUUUUCGGGAAUCACAUAUUCUUCUGCAUGAAAUGCUUGGCAAAGGGUUUCUUCCCACCCAUAAACAUUACAUUGCUUUGAUUAAGGGGAUGUGCAAGGUGGGUGAUAUAAAGAGAGCAUUCAAAYUUAAAGAUGAGAUGCARAUGCUAGGUUUAGCAUCUUGCAAAAUUGCUGAGAGUGCUCUUGUUAGAGGGCUCCUACAGUGCGGAAAGACUGAGGAAGCAAUGCUGGUUCUUGAUUGGAUGCUUCGGACGGGUUUGGUUCCAACUAGUUCUACUUUUACUACUAUAAUGCAUAAUCUCUUUAAAGAAGCUAAGCCCAUUGAAGCUUUGAAGUUGAGGGAUCUGAUGGAAUGUUAUGGGGUAAAACUUGAUAUUGUUGCUUACAAUGUUYUCAUUUCAGGUCUCUGUGCUUGUGGCAAYGUUGCCACUGCCUUUGAACUAUAUGAUGAGAUGAAAAAAAUUGGUAUUUGGCCUAAUACUACUACUUAUACUGUACUUAUYCRYGCCAUUGUUAAGGAAAAUAAUCCUGUUAAGGGUGAAACAUUAUUGCUUGAUAUACAAGAAAGGGGAUUCAUUCCUCAAUAUGGAAAUACUAGAGAUUUGCAUCAGAGAUUGGUUGAUACUCUGAAAAGGUUAAAUUUAUUACAGCAAAGGAAGAGGAAACAAUGACGUAGGAUGAGUGGGAAAAACUGGAGUGCUAAAUUAUAGUGCUGGCUUUUAAGAAGUAAAAGUUCAAUUGGCUGGUGAUUCUGGGAUGUGGUUCAUUAUUAAGUAAUCUUGUUAGGUGUUCACUGCAUGCAAUGUUGACACUUUGAAUCUGUUCUUUUUGCUAUCCAUGUUGGAUCAUAUCCAGAUUCCACCCAUGAUUUUGCAUAGAAGUGGCUCAUCAUCCCCAUGCAAGAGAAUUACCUGAACAUUAAACCCAGUCCCAAUGGUGGAAGAAACAUGUUUACAGCUGGAUAAGCCAAAAUGGCUGUAUACUGUACCAUGUUCGACACAUAGAGAUCUCAGCCGUUCGCUUCUGCAUAUACUUGGAUCAUCAAUUAAUGCAAGGGCUCGGGUGUUGGGUGGAGGCACUUGCAUCAAUGCUAGCUUCUACACAAGAGCAAGCUCCAGGCUGGAGAGUUCUCUUCUCGCAUUCAGCAGCUAGCUAGCUAGCUGUGGUUCUGCUGCCAACCAGGACUUGGUCGGUUCAAAAUUUUGGAUGAGUUGAUCAUUGACCUGUUGCUGAAGAAGGCAUCUUAAUAUAUGAAUCAACUGUGCCAAGUGAAGCUAGGCAAUGUGCUGAGGUGUUCCAUAUGUGCCUUCACUAUGGUCCAUGGAGAUUUUUUAUUCCUUCUUCCCCAAUGACAUCCAACUAAUUUUCCCUAGUUCUGUUUUUUCCCAUUCUUUGUUAUUCUUCUUUGAUAGAGAACUGCAUAUCUGGCUGUACUUGAAAAGCCCCAACCAUGUAAUUUUGGUGUAUGCUGCUUAUUGGAAGUAAUUUAGACUCGCAUUUCAUUUUGUAAUUGUGAUUUUGAAGGUCAAAGGAUUGACAUGAUCUUAUAAGCAUUGGCAUUUUAAA